GAGCACCUCCCCAAAAACUUCUGAUGACAAGCGCUAGAUGUUUGCACAUGACGCGCGCACAUAAAGACGACAGAUAAGUGGAGCGGCUUCAGUUUACAGGUACAAGAAAGGGAUGGAUCACAGACCGGCGGAUUUCACACUUUAUGGACGCGCAAAAGCAACAUUUUAGUGCAACCGCAUCCUGGAAUAUUGUUGCAUCCACAUCUCACUCUAUCUCAAUUUGCGCUUUAUCAAUCAAUUUUCUCGCGCACAAACAUGUUUUUGUUGCUAAGGUCAGUUCUUCUUGUUAACGUGUUCUAUGCUCAAUUGGAAAAUGUGAAUUCAAUGCAGAGUCAGUUUUGCGUGCCCGUCAGACUGAAUCAUGUCAAGAACAGUUUAGUCGGUGCAGAAGACAACACGUUGGAGCAAAAGGUUGUAUUUAAAAUAAGUGCAUUUGAACAAGAUUUUGUACUCGAAUUACAGUCGGACACCAGCUUCAUUGCUCCCGGUUUCUCGACGCGCGUCGACCCAACUGCUCAUAAUUCCGCGCAAAGUGAAGAUCUGAGUCGGUGUUUUUAUGCCGGUGAGGUGAAUUCCGAUCCAUAUUCCUAUGCAGCGCUCAGCUUGUGCAAGGGGCUGCAGGGCGCAUUCGGUUACGAUGGCUGGGAAUAUUUCGUCAAGCCGGCUUUUAACGACACUGGCCGGGAUAAUGUGGAUGCGCAUGUCAUUAGACGCAGAUCUAACGCCAAUAUGAGUGGAAACUCAACGUCAAGGUGCGGCGUGGACAGCGAUGUGACCCACACCGUUGCGCAGUCUUUGGCGAAGUUUAAGCACAUGAAGGAACACAUGAGUAACAUCACUAUGUCAGUUCUGAAAAACCGCUCGAAAAGAUUCGUCUCUAUUCCGCGUUAUGUAGAGACAUUAGUGGUGGCCGAUGAAUCUAUGGCCAAAUUCCACGGUGAUGACCUCAAGCAUUACGUGCUGACCUUAAUGUCUGUGGCGGCUAAGCUUUACAAACACCCCACCAUUCUCAACUCUAUCAACAUCGUGGUUGUCAAGUUUAUGGUGAUUAACGAGGAAGAGAAAGGACCCAAGGUUUCCGGGAACGCGGCGAUGACCCUGCGUAAUUUCUGCACCUGGCAGAAGAAGCUGAACAAAAACAAUGACAAGCAUGAGGAGUAUUGGGAUACGGCAAUCCUAUUCACAAAACAGGACCUGUGUGGAGCUUCAACAUGUGACACACUGGGUAUGGCAGAUGUUGGUACCAUGUGUGAUCCCAAGAGAAGUUGUUCUGUGAUUGAAGAUGAUGGGUUGCCAUCUGCCUUCACUACUGCCCAUGAGCUUGGACAUGUAUUCAAUAUGCCACAUGAUAAUGUUAAGGCAUGUGAGGAGGUUUUUGGCAAGCUGCAGGACAAUCACAUGAUGUCUCCCACUCUGAUCCGAAUCAACCGUACCAGUCCUUGGUCCCCAUGCAGUGCUGCCAUUAUCACCGACUACCUGGACAGUGGACACGGUGAUUGUCUGCUGGAUCAACCUCAGAAACCAUUAGCUCUUCCAGACGUGCUUCCUGGUGCAUCGUAUGGUUUAGAGCGGCAGUGUGAGCUUGCCUUCGGUGCCGGCUCAAAGCCGUGCCCAUUCAUGCAGGCACCAUGUCAGCGCUUAUGGUGCACAGGGAAGACCCGUGGGCAACUGGUGUGCCAAACAAGACACUUUCCGUGGGCAGAUGGAACCAGCUGCGGGGACGGACAGCUCUGCAUGCGGGGCACAUGCAUGGAGAAACAGGAGAUAACUAAAACUAAGGUGGAUGGCAGAUGGGGUAAAUGGGGGCCAUUUGGUACCUGCUCCAGAACUUGUGGAGGUGGUGUGCAGCUGUCUAAGAGAGAGUGUGACAACCCUGUGCCAGAGAACGGAGGCAAAUACUGUCAGGGAGUGAGGGUCAAAUACCGGUCCUGCAACCUUUCCCCAUGCACUGACACAGGCAAGAGCUAUCGUGAGGAGCAGUGUGAAGCUUACAAUGGGUUUAGUCUGAACACUAACCGGCUCACCCCUUCAGUGGUGUGGGUGCCCAAAUAUUCUGGUGUGUCGGCCAAAGAUAUGUGCAAGCUGAUCUGCAGGGCAAAUGGAACAGGAUACUUCUAUGUUCUUGCACCAAAGGUUGUUGAUGGUACACCAUGUUCUCCUGACUCGUCAUCAGUCUGUGUCCAAGGCAAAUGCAUCAAGGCAGGCUGUGAUGGAAAACUGGGAUCUAACAAAAAGUUUGACAAGUGUGGUGUCUGUGGAGGAGAUAACAAGAACUGCAAGAAGGUCUCAGGCCUUUUCACCAAGCCCAUGCAUGGUUACAAUUUUGUGGUCAUGCUUCCCAUGGGAGCCUCCAACGUCGACAUCAGGCAGCGUGGCUACAAGGGCAUCAUGAGUGAUGACAACUAUCUUGCUGUCAAGAACAACCAGGGCAAGUACCUGCUGAAUGGAAACUAUGUGGUUUCAGCCAUGGAGAAGGAUAUUCUGGUGAAAGGGAGUCUGCUCCGCUACAGUGGAACGGUUGGAUCCUCAGAGACUCUACAGGCUGUGAAACCUCUGGGUGAAGCCCUGAUAAUUGAAGUGCUGUCUGUGGGCCAGAUGACACCUCCACGCAUACGCUAUUCUUUCUUCUUGCCACGGGAGAGCAAAGAUAACAAGGUGCAAAAGAAAGAAGAAAAGGCACGUGCUGAAAACAAUGUUCUUAGGGAAGAUGGAGGCAUCAGUAAAGGUGAAAAGGAGGCAGAUCUUCUCAAGGACAAAAUCUCACCUAUGUACAUCAAAGAUAUCGCACCAAAACCAGGGAAGUGGGUGGCGGCAGGGUGGGAUGUUUGCUCAGUUACUUGCGGUAAUGGACUCCAGAGGAGGAUGGUGCAAUGUCUUGGGGUAGAUGGUGGGCCUGGGGUGGACUGUGACCCUAACCAAAAGCCAAGUGCUAUUUGGGCAUGUGGAGACCCUUGCCCUAUGUGGGAGGUGGGCGACUGGUCCCCCUGCUCCAAGACUUGUGGGAAGGGUUUCAAACGGCGCCUGCUUCACUGCGUUACAAAAGUGGGAACAUUGCUUUCCAGGGAGAAGUGUGCAGACAAGAAGAAGCCACAGGAGCUGGACUUCUGUUCAUUAGCCCCUUGUAAAUAAUCAGUAUCUCCCUUUAUUAUUGCUCUACAUGGACCUUCUAUUUUUGUCGAAUUGCAUAUUCAAAAGAGAAAAGAACAAAGAAAAAAGACUAUGUUCUGGAUCAUAGUUUAUAUUUUCUCAUCUGCCUGACAAAGGGACAAAAAAUGACAACAAAAAAAUGACAAAAGACAGACAUCUGAGGUCAUGAGAUAAACAGGUUUGAACACAAAUGCAAAUAGUACUCUACCUCCAAUUGUAACAAUUAUUAAAUAAUUCAUCACCUGUAAAUCAUCCAGAUGAGAUCAAAUUCAUAAUCAUGAAUAGCAUUAUAGCCCGAUGUCAUUACAAUUCAUAGGUAUUCGUACAUAAUGUCUUCAUAUAUAUUUUUGUUUGUUUGAAUAAAUGCCAUAGACGUAUUGACAGCAUCUAAAACAAAAGUAUGUAACUGUGAAUUUAAAACAACAAUAUUUAUGAAUUCUUUAUUAUUUGUUAUAUUAUAAAUAUAUUUGUAUAGUUACCUAAUCCCACCUCUAUCCUGAAGCUAACCACUUCUCAACAAUAUAUAUAAAAAUUUUAUAAAAAUAGGCAGAUAAAUGUAAAUUAUUUAAAAUUAAGUAAAAGCAAUAAAAUGCGAUGACACUGAACAUAUUAUUGUCAUUGAUUAAAUGCAGUACAAUUAACAUAUUACAUCAGUUCAAUAUUCCAUAAACCUAAACUAUUUUUUAAACAUUUGUAUGCCUAUACAUCAUUCACAUGUAAAAUGCUUACAUUUGAGAUGCUGUUAACAUGUCAGUAAUGUAAGUGUCUAUGCAGACAUGAAAAUAAUGUGAUAGAACCACACUUUAAACGAAUACCUGUGAUUACUAAUGAGAUGACAUUGGGCAUUGCAAUGUGAGGCCAAUACAACAGUGUCGUUUUAAAGCCUAAUCUGCACA
Messenger RNA from Rhinichthys klamathensis goyatoka, 4043 nucleotides. It is a transcript of the gene adamts15a, whose product is annotated as ADAM metallopeptidase with thrombospondin type 1 motif, 15a. Gene Ontology annotation, biological process: extracellular matrix organization; proteolysis. Gene Ontology annotation, molecular function: zinc ion binding; metalloendopeptidase activity. The record is from RefSeq and is a predicted model, not a curated record. The coding region runs from base 256 to 3129 and encodes 957 amino acids. Lineage: Eukaryota; Metazoa; Chordata; Actinopteri; Cypriniformes; Leuciscidae. The transcript is spliced from 8 exons.